Messenger RNA from Peniophora sp. CBMAI 1063, 2067 nucleotides. Lineage: Eukaryota; Fungi; Basidiomycota; Agaricomycetes; Russulales; Peniophoraceae. The record is from the annotation of a GenBank genome assembly.
AUGGCAGACGACUCUGGGAAAGACCAGGGCGCGGCUACCCGCGCGGUGCAGUCGGUCAUCAGCGCCGUGCGCGUCCAGGACUCGGAGUUGAAGCGGUGGAGGCGCACCUUCGACUCGAACGCAAAAGUAGUCGACAACGGUGAGAAGUUCCUUAACGCCGAGCAAUUCGUGAGCGCCGUUGCGCCUUCCGGCGAUUUGUCUCGCAUCGGUCGCGCCCAGUUCGCCCUGCUCUUCCGCGUCGCCGACGCGAACAAACGCGGACUGGUCUCCUGGGAUGACUGGACGGUCUUCCAAACGCUCCUUAAACGGCCAGACGCCGACUACUACAUGGCCUUCCAGUUCUUCGACUCGGACAACUCGGGAACCAUCACUUUCGACGAGUUCAAGAGCGCAUUCCAGCAAAACGUCGCGCAAGACGCCAUUCCUUUCGACUUUGACUGCGAUUGGGUGAAGCUCUACCUCGGCAAGAAAAACGGAACCCAUGUGCUCGGCUAUAACGAGUUUACCCAGCUCAUGAAGGGCUUGCAAGGCGAACGCCUCCGCCAGUCUUUCAAGUACUUCGAUGACAAUCAGGAUGGCUUCAUCCGUCCGGACCAGUUUAAGCGGAUCAUUCUGGAAACUAUGGGCCACAAGCUGUCAGACGCCGUCAUCGAACGGCUGCCAACGCUCACUGCGCUCACGCCCGGCGGGCGUAUCUCGUACUCUGAGGUAGUGGCGUUCCAUAAUGUCGUGCGAGAAAUGGACAUGGUUGAACGCGUCCUUCGGGAAGCCACGGAGAAGUCCAAGGAUGGCCGUAUCGACCAGAACGACUUCCUCAACCACGCUGCGUUAACGUCACGUUACUCGCUGUUCACGCCUAUGGAGGCGAACAUCAUCUUCCACUUCGCCGGACGCGGGCACGCGACGCAGCGUCUCCCGCUGAUCGACUUCGCGCAGCUGCUCGACCCGAGAUGGAAAGCGCCCGGUGACUACGAGGAGAGUGCGCCGACCAUCGCUAGGUCAAAAUUGCAAUCCUUCUUACACGAAUUCGCACAUUCGGCGUACAACUUCGGCCUUGGAGGUAUCGCUGGAGCAUUCGGUGCCACGAUGGUGUAUCCCAUUGAUCUGGUCAAGACACGCAUGCAGAAUCAGCGUAACAACGUUGUCGGGCAGGUGUUAUACAAGAACAGUCUGGACUGUGUACGCAAGGUCUUUGUCAACGAGGGCGCUCGCGGCUUCUACCGAGGUCUGGGUCCUCAGCUCAUUGGAGUCGCGCCAGAGAAGGCCAUCAAGUUGACUGUCAAUGAUCUUGUUCGUGGUCGCGCGAUGGACCCAGAAACCGGAAGGAUACCGGUGCCUUGGGAGCUCAUUGCCGGUGGCACUGCUGGUGGUUGCCAAGUGGUAUUCACGAAUCCCCUCGAGAUCGUGAAGAUCCGCUUGCAGAUGCAGGGUGAGGCGGCCAAGGUCGAAGGCGCCGUGCCCCGCGGUGCCGUUCACAUCAUCAGGCAACUCGGACUGCUCGGACUAUACAAAGGCGCUAGCGCUUGUUUGCUGCGCGAUAUCCCUUUCUCCGCCAUCUACUUCCCGGCCUACGCGCAUCUGAAGAGCGAUGUAUUCCACGAGGGUCGGCAUGGGAAGCGCCUCUCGUUCUUCGAGACGCUGUCGGCUGCGGCCAUCGCUGGUAUGCCAGCGGCAUACUUGACCACGCCUGCCGACGUCGUCAAGACUCGCUUGCAGACGGAAGCGCGAAAGGGUCAGACGCACUACAAGGGUCUUCUCGACGCAUUCUCCAAGAUCUACCGGGAAGAGGGUUUCGCGGCGCUAUUCAAAGGAGGCCCGGCGCGUAUCCUUCGCAGCAGUCCUCAGUUCGGCUUCACCUUAGUGGCGUACGAGUACUUGCACAAGUUCGUACCGUAUCCGUUCAGGGAUGGCCCGAAAGGUGUCGAGACUGCGCUUACGUCUGGUCGUUCGGACGAUGUUACACAAACACGCGCACGGAACGCGCUGAAGAUCCUUCUGGAUGUACACGGAGACUUUGGCCGCAGGGCCGUGUCUGCGCCGGGCAGCAUCAACAGCUCUUCGUCGUGA